AUGACAUCAUCAGAUCAAACAAAUAAUGAUCGUUCAACAAUAUUGAAUGAUAUUAUUCUACACGAAGAUGAUUUAACUGAACAAGCCAAAAAACAUUUUCCUUAUCACAGUAAUAUAUUUCGAACGUUUGAAUCAUAUCGUCAAAGUAUACUUCGUAAUGAAUAUAUAGCACCUUUUGGGCGAAAUUUUUUUUUAUCCGAACUUCAGAAUUUACACAUAAAUUGUAAACGUGUUUUAAAUUAUGCAAUUGAACAUAAUAAAUUUGUCGAUCAAAAUUUACCUACUAUUGGUCCAUUGCUUAUUUGUGGUCUUACACGUACAGGUACAACGUUACUCUACAAUUUACUUGCCUGUGAUCCGCAAUGUCGUGCACCAUUGUACACUGAUAUGUGCAUUGAUGUUGUUCCGCCUAUAGCGCGAUCCGAUUCAAUUGAACAAAACCGACGAAUGGAUAUUUUUAAUUCUCAAAUGAUCAGUGAACAAUUAUCCGAUUUUUUCAUUAGUUUUGCUGCAUCUCAUCCAAAUUUUUCAAUUGAAGAAGAUUGUUUUAUUACACGUCAAGCUGGUUAUUUUCCACUGUACUUUGAUCUAUCUGACAAUGAAGAUGACGAUGCUGAGAAUUGGAUUCGUAAUGAAAUAAGCAAAGAUUAUGUAUAUGAUUAUCAUGAAAUAUUUUUGCGCAUGUUAAAUAGUGUUGAUACACCAAAAUCUCAUUGGUUAUUAAAAUCACCGUUCAGUGUUUAUUGUCUCGAUACAUUUCUUCAACAUUAUCCGAAUGCAUUAUUAAUUAUGACUCAUCGAAAUCUCGAUGAAGUUUUUCCUUCACUGUAUAGGUUGUGCUUGACACCUGCAAGUUAUCAUUUUGACAACACAAACUCGAUCUCUCGAGAUAGAAUAAUAAAACGAUGCUAUCAAUUUCUCGAUAAAGGAAUCGAAUAUAUGAUGAAAUUUCGAAAUUUACAAAAUGAUACAGUUAAGAAAACGCAAAAAAAUAUUUUCGAUGUUUCCUAUGACAAUUUAAUGAAAGAUCCAAUUGGUGUUGUUCAGCAAAUCUAUGAUCAUUUCAAUCUUCAUUUCUCGGAUGAAAUGAAAAUGGCUAUGCACAAUUGGUUACUCGAAAAUCCUCAAGGCAAACAAGGCCGACAUAAAUAUUCUCUUGCUGAUUUCGGUCUCAAUCGGGAAGAUAUCGAAACACGUUAUGCUGAUUAUAAUAAGUUAUUUCUUUCUUCAACAUAUUCGACUAAUCAAUCUUCAUCGACAAAUUCAAUUCAAUCAUAA
This is a messenger RNA of Rotaria sordida, 1278 nucleotides long. NCBI's taxonomy places the organism in Eukaryota, Metazoa, Rotifera, Eurotatoria, Philodinida, Philodinidae. The record is from the annotation of a GenBank genome assembly.